AUGACCACUCUCAUUCCCCGUGAGCCUUACUCCGCCGAAGAGCUAGCCCGUCUCUAUCCGAAAGGGCUGAAGCUGCAAUUGGUGCAGGUGUUCCUUCGCCAUGGCGAACGCACGCCCGUGUCUUCGCGAUUCCAAAAUACAGGCUUGACUCCAUACUGGCCGUACUGCGGUGUCGCCCGGCAAAUGGUCCAGAUGGCCGCCAGCAAUAGGGACCUCUCGGCCUGGAACGGCUUCCAAUGGCGGCGAAAAAUGGAGGCUUUGGGGAACAAUGACGAGUCGGUGAUUGCGGUCGGUCCGGGUGGAGAGAUCGAGGCGAUGUGGCAAGUGAAAUAUGCCUACGAGCAGGAUGUUCUUCACGGCGAGCUCACCGAUAAAGGUCGUGAAACGACCUAUGCGCUGGGCCAACGCUUGCGUCAUUUGUAUGUCAACCAGCUGGGGUUCCUGCCCAAAAUCAAGUCCAACACCGAGGACAUGUAUCUGCGCGCGACGCCAAUCCCCCGCGCGCUCGAGUCGCUCCAACAGGCCUUCUGGGGCAUGUAUCCGGCCAAUGCACGCACGCUAGACUUCCCGCCACCCGUGAUUGUUGGCCGCUCAGUGUCCGAGGAGACGCUGUUCCCCAAUGAGGGCAAUUGUCGCCGGUUCCGACAGUUAGCACGGCUCUUUGCCGACCGCGCGGCUGCAAGAUGGAACGAGUCGGAGCAAAUGGCCUACCUCAACAGCCUUUGGUCUAAAUACAUGCCCGAGACCUCGCCCAAGGUCGCGGUUGACGCACAUCCCCGUCUCUCGGGGAUCAUGGACACCAUCAACGCAAGCGAUGCCCACGGACCUGCCACCAAACUGCCCGCCGCCUUCUACGACAAGAAGGGUCGCGCCGUCAUGGACCGCAUUGCCGUCGAGGAGUGGUUUGCGGGAUAUGCCGAGAGCAAUGAGUACCGUCGGCUGGGUAUCGGUGGGCUCAUGGGCGACGUGGUCGACCGCAUGGUCAGCACUGCUGUUGAGGGUGGCUGGCGCAGUGAAACCUCCGCAUCGGGGUCUGGCGACCCUGAAGCCGGCCAAGCCAUCAAGUUUGCGCUGAGCGGAUGCCACGACACGACCCUCGCCGCGAUCCUGUCCAGCGUCGGCAGUUUCCAGGACGGGUCGUGGCCGCCCUUCACAUCCUCGGUUGCCAUUGAACUGUUCUCACAGACCCCACGCGGUGAUUCCGACGCUGGCACGAUACUCGAGGAGUUUUCCAACCCACCCGUGGCAGCCAAGAAGUCCGGCGUUCUUUCAUGGUUCGGCGGAGGCAAGUCACCGUCUCAACAGGCCCCAUCUGAGACGGCACGCUCGCCUCUGGAGUCUUUCCCUGAAGACACCCGCGAAUCGUUGCGAAAACAUUACGUUCGUAUCCGCUAUAAUGACCAGCCCGUCCGGAUCCCCGGCUGUGCUGACCGACUUGAGAACCACCUGCCCGGCGAUGAUAGCUUCUGCACGCUGGAUGCCUUUAAGGCCAUCGUCGACAAGUUCACGCCAAAGAACUGGCAGAUCGAGUGCACGGAGAAUCUGGGCGAGGGUCUGUACGGUCCGGGCGACCGUGAGCGGGUUCCAGUGGGGUUCUAG
Molecule: messenger RNA, 1599 nt
Organism: Penicillium alfredii
Lineage: Eukaryota; Fungi; Ascomycota; Eurotiomycetes; Eurotiales; Aspergillaceae
Product: putative acid phosphatase
Exons: 7
Coding region: 1-1599 (532 amino acids)
Biological process (GO): dephosphorylation
Molecular function (GO): phosphatase activity
Source: RefSeq, a predicted model, not a curated record